AUGGAAAAAAGACCUCAAAAUAGUCAAUAUGAUACACUUUAUGAAGUCAAACAAUAUCUUGAUAAACAUCUUGUUCCUAAAGCUAUGAAUAUUCUCAAAUAUGUUGCAUCUGAACAGAUAUUUAGCUGUGCUGGUCAUAUUAUUGAUAAUAAUCAUACUUCACUAGAUCUAAGUAUAAUAACUACACUAAUGUGCUAG
This is a messenger RNA of Scutellospora calospora, 198 nucleotides long. The record is from the annotation of a GenBank genome assembly. NCBI's taxonomy places the organism in Eukaryota, Fungi, Glomeromycota, Glomeromycetes, Diversisporales, Gigasporaceae.